Drosophila bipectinata is the source of this 1494-nucleotide messenger RNA. It is a transcript of the gene Alg1, whose product is annotated as ALG1, chitobiosyldiphosphodolichol beta-mannosyltransferase. The record is from RefSeq and is a predicted model, not a curated record. Gene Ontology annotation, cellular component: endoplasmic reticulum. NCBI's taxonomy places the organism in Eukaryota, Metazoa, Arthropoda, Insecta, Diptera, Drosophilidae. Gene Ontology annotation, molecular function: mannosyltransferase activity.
GCCAUCUGGCCACACUGUUCUUUCGUCCACAAACAAACGCGCAAUUCUACCUGAUUGUUGAUAAGCAAUAAAAUCUAACUGCAUUGCGAUGACGGAAGUGCCGCCCAAAAAGCGCCAUGCCUGCGUCAUCGUACUGGGCGAUAUCGGGCGAAGUCCCCGUAUGCAGUAUCAUGCACAAAGCCUGCUGGAGGACAACUACCACGUGGACGUCAUCGGGUAUUUGGAAACACGUCCAUUGGAGACUCUCACGCAGCAUCCUUGCUGCAAAAUCCAGGAACUCACUCCGGUGCCGGUGACCAACCUCACCCCCAAAUUGCGAUUGCUGUUCAAGGCCUUCUGGCAAACCCUCAGCCUCUUGAUAGCUCUCAUCUCUAUACGGAGGCCCAGUUUUCUGCUUGUCCAAAAUCCGCCCGGCAUUCCCACGCUAAUCGUUUGUUACCUGUAUUGCACCCUGACACGAACGAAGUUUGUUAUUGAUUGGCACAACUAUACGUACACUGUUUUGGCCUUGGGCAUGUCCGGUGGAGAAAACAGUUUCCUUAUUCGUCUAGUACGGCGGCUGGAACGUUACUUUGGCUCCAAGGCGCAUACACAUUUCUGCGUCACGCGAGCUAUGAAGGAUGAUUUACAGGAGAAUUGGAAGAUCGGCCCUGUAACUGUGCUGUACGAUCGAGCCCCAACGCAGUUCCAUCCCAUAGAUCUGGUCCAGAAGCACGAGCUCUUCUUAAAGCUGGCCAACGAUUACCCGCAAUUUCAGUCAAAGGAUAGCAGUCAGUCGGAUGUGCUGGAGGCCACUUCCAUCACCCAAAAGCUUACAAACGGAACGGUGCAAUACAAGCCCCAGCGACCGGCUAUCCUGGUUUCGAGCACCAGUUGGACACCGGACGAGGAUUUUGGUAUCCUGCUAAAGGCGUUGCAGGCGUACGAGGAAACUGCUGUGGCGGAGCCUCUUGUAUAUCCGCAGCUACUGUGUAUAAUCACAGGAAAAGGGCCGCAAAAGGAACAUUAUGCGGAGGAGAUCGCCAGGCUGAAGUGGCAGAUGGUUUCGGUGAUCACGCCCUGGCUGGAGAUUGAAGAUUAUCCCAGCGUUCUGGCAAGCGCCGAUCUUGGCGUCUGCUUGCAUUGGAGCACUAGCGGCCUUGAUCUUCCCAUGAAAGUGGUAGACAUGUUUGGCAGUGGUUUGCCUGUCUGUGCUUAUGAUUUCAAGUGUUUGAACGAGCUGGUGAAGCACGGAGAGAAUGGCUUUGUAUUUGGGGACCACAUUCAGCUGGCAGAGCAACUGCGUAUCUGGUUCGAGCAUUUUCCAAAAAACCCAAGCAUUCUAGAGACCCGAACCGGCUUUCAACGAAGUCUGCAGCAGUUCCAGGAACUUCGCUGGCGGGAAAGCUGGAGCCACACCGUGGCGCCCAUUCUAGAGGCAUUUCUCUAAGGCAUUUCAUGUUGUUUAUUUAACAAAAGUUAUGACAAUUACACGCUAAGACAGACUUAUUUCAA